This is a messenger RNA of Liolophura sinensis, 1916 nucleotides long. RefSeq lists its product as uncharacterized. Lineage: Eukaryota; Metazoa; Mollusca; Polyplacophora; Chitonida; Chitonidae. The record is from RefSeq and is a predicted model, not a curated record. Bases 422 to 724 code for a protein of 100 amino acids. The transcript is spliced from 8 exons.
CAUUGGAUGUCAGGUAUCGUCCAUGUCCUCCCACUUUAACAAGCGUCCUUUGUGAAAACCAUAUGGCCAAUGUGACGUGGAUUUCGUGUUUCAAUGGCGGCUCCACUCAGACUUUUAAGCUCCAGUACAAAAAGAAGGGGGUUAAUUGGGUUGAAUUACUCAAGGAUAUAACAGACCCGGGUGAAGACUUGACAGUGAGCGAGGUUGUAGGGGGUCUUGAGGAGGGGGUACAAUACAGCUUCAGGUGUACGGCGUCAACAGGUGGAACAAAAGUGACACGACAGAUACGAAUUGUACAGUUGCAGUUUCAGCUAUUGCCACAGUAUCUUCACCCUCAUCCCUGGUGGGAGUUAUAGCUGGCGUGAGUACAACAGCCGCGCUUUUGGUAAUAGCUGUGAUCAUCAUAACAAUCCUUCUGAUAAUGAAACGACGGAAAAAAUCAGGCACAGACACAACACAGUCCCAAGGUCAAAGAACACUGCCCAAUCACCAGGAAAUGACAGAGGUUCACACCAAUGCGCGUGUCUAUCAAACCUUAAACCUGUCAUCAUCUUCCCCAGAGAUUCCCAUCUACGUCAAUUCUGUUCCGAGUACCGAGUAUGAGAAUACUUUCACACUGACAACGGAAAAUGACUCCACAGACCCAGCCUAUGAGAGACUGCAGACGAAUCCAGCACCCAUAGUUGACACCAAUCGUCUGUAUGAAAACACCAGAUUGACCUAAAAGCCCUGCAUCAGUGAGUGUCGGGAUCAAACCAAGCACUGUUGGUUUGCAAUCAAGUCAUUGUAUUUCAAACAGCGAAAGAUGCAUAUAUAUUCGGAUCAUACACGAUGCUAAUCCCAUGUAACAUCACACGCUGCGAGUUAUUUGUAACAUUACAUGUUAUUUGUUACAGUUGAAGUGUUAGUUUUGAGGAGCUGUCUCUUUUCAAAUUCUCAAAACCCCUUUUUCCGGUAUCUAUAUAUUAAUUUAAUUUUUAAUAUGGAAUAAAGCAUGUGUAUUUUACAAAUAGAAAAAAACUUGUAUAGUAUAUUAGAGGGUAUGAAGUUAACACAAAAGAGAUUUGUUUCUAAUUUAUGUGAAAUGUGUGCAGAGACUGAUGUACUUUUUAUAGCUCAGUGUGGCGGGCAGAAGUAAAAUCCAUGUGGCGGGGAGAAGUAAAAUCCGUGUGGCGGGGAGAAGUAAAAUCCGUGUGGCGGGGAGAAGUUAAAUCCGUGUGGCGGGGAGAAGUUAAAUCCGUGUGGCGGGGAGAAAUAAAAUCCAUGUGGCGGGGAGAAGUAAAAUCCAUGUGGCGGGGAGAAGUAAAAUCCGACGUGCUAUUUGUGAGAUAUUUUUCAGGCUGUUGUGUAAAAAAGAAGAACGUGUCUUGAUCUUUGUAUCAAGCUGACGUAAAUGAUAUUUAUGUCUUUGAAUCAAGAACACUGCGUUACAUACACAGUAGGGGAAGAGAGGUAGUCUUCAGCGAUUACACUGCUGCGCAAACGUUCACAACAGCAUCAUUGACCGCUUAUUGCCAUCUAGGCCUGCUUCAACAUUGAAAACCGGAAAAUCCAAAAAUUCCCUGUGCAAAGAUACAAUACAUUACAAUACAACGGCAAUGAGUACGUUUCACAGUCAAGUCAAGGAAGACAAGUAUAUUUAUAGAAAAAUUUCUAAUAAAAUCGUGGCGCGACGUUUAAAAUGCAAUCUUUGUCAUGUCAUUCAACAAUGACUACGCGUUACACCAUGUUGAGCUGAAAUGCCCUUAUUUUGUAUAUGACUCCGGAAGACAAUAAAUGCUGUGGUCUUUGUACAGUGUUUAGAAAUUAAUUUUUUAGAAUGUGGAAAGAACACGACCAUGUACGAUUUUACUCUGGUAUGGGGCUGCAGUUUAACAGCGAUUGUGGCGCCCGUGGGCAUUCAAACAGUUAAGAUU